Messenger RNA from Durusdinium trenchii, 1143 nucleotides. The record is from the annotation of a GenBank genome assembly. Lineage: Eukaryota; Dinophyceae; Suessiales; Symbiodiniaceae.
AUGGAGGGCUUUACCGUGGAGCCCGAAGCGACCCAGAGCGAGGAGCGCUCGCCACAGCAUUUCGAUCUCUCGGCUGAGGACCAGGAGGCCUUCAAUCAGUCGCCGAGCAUGGCUUCGGGUGAUUCAGGUGAAGAUAGUUUGCAGCAAGUCCGGGAGAGGCUGAGAUUCUUGAGCGUCGAGGAUCAGAAGACCGUGUGUCGGCGAGAGUGCCAAUUGGCCCAACAACAGCAGGAGGCGCUUCAGCGUCAGAUGCAGCAGACCAUCGAGAGGUAUCGCCGCGUGGUGCAGUUGCACGAGGCGGUGGACCAGACGAGCGGCGACCGCGUGGACCCGGAGGUCCAACAGAAGUGCCAGGAGCGGAUCGAACUCUUAGAAGCCAUGUGGAGCAAGCUCUGUAGCGAGCCGCCGGUGUCCUCGCAGAUGUCUCCCAUGGAACGAGCCAAGGGCUUUGCUUUCUCAUCCUACGCCACCACGGCCAAUGCGGCCAACAAGCUCAAGGAGGGUACCGGCCCAGUCUUGGAGGCACUAGCCGCGGCGCGGCCCGUCCUCGGCGUUUUGGCCCUGGCCAGUUGUCUCUGGUCCGUUGGCUUUACAGGCCCAUCGACACAUGCUCAGAGGGGAGUCUCUCUAAGAGCAAAGAAGAAGGAUCAGACACAGACUUACAAUGAGAUCGCAAGCAUCGAAGUCUCCGAGAAGGUCAAGUCCAUGCCGAAAUACAUGUCUCCGGAAGAAGUAGCCGCGGACAUCAUUAGACAACGGGAAAAACAGUUGGAGAACUACAUGGAUGGCGUCGAGAUCGGCCCGGAGCGGAGCGAUGAAUCCAUCGGGCCAGCCUAUUUCCUCUUUAUCCCCGCUGGUUUGGGCUUGGCUGCUGCUCUGUUCUACCUCAGUGUCACGUACCAGGAUUUCAAGGAGCGUUCCGUUGGAAUGAUUUCCUACGCGGAUGUGUGUGGGACUGCUGCCUUUGAGCUGAAGCAGCUCUUCUUCCCCAGUUCGCAGUGCGUGGAACCUUUGUAUUCCAUGACCAAAGAGGAGUUUGAAGAGUCCCAGCGACAGGCCAGCCUGACAAGCAGGGAGCAGAAACCGCUGCCGAAGACGGCGCAGGAGAUCCUCAAAGAGAUGGAAGCCAAGGAGGCCCAGUGA